Molecule: messenger RNA, 1486 nt
Organism: Papilio polytes (common Mormon)
Lineage: Eukaryota; Metazoa; Arthropoda; Insecta; Lepidoptera; Papilionidae
Product: putative inorganic phosphate cotransporter
Exons: 10
Coding region: 1-1398 (465 amino acids)
Biological process (GO): monoatomic anion transport; transmembrane transport
Cellular component (GO): plasma membrane
Molecular function (GO): transmembrane transporter activity
Source: RefSeq, a predicted model, not a curated record
AUGAAGUUUUGUAAUAAAGAUGCCGAGAAAGUCGUAAAUAACGAAGAUUGUGAUUUAAAAGGCUGGGGCUACAGACACCAGCAAUGCCUCAUCCUGUUCUUCUGCCUGACGACGGGCUACAGCAUGCGCGCCUGCAUGGGCUAUCCGAGAUUCAAAUGGAACAAGAAGACACAGGAUACGAUCUUGGCGUCGUUCUUCUGGGGCUAUAUGAUGCUGCAGGUGCCGGCCGGGCAGCUCGCACACCGAUGGGGCGCGCGGCGCCUUCUCGCUGGCGCGCUCUUCGCCAACGCCCUCGUAUCCUUCUGCCUGCCCUGGGCCGCUUAUUAUGGAGGAUGGAUAUGGGUGUUAAUCUUCAGAAUGACCCAAGGAUUGAGUCAAGCCUGUAUUGUACCAGGCAUGCACACUUUCCUCGGCAAAUGGACACCACUGAGAGAAAGAAGUCGCCUUAGUGCUUGGGCAUACGGAGGUCAAGCCUUAGGUCCCGUGGUGGGUCUCCCAGUGACUGGUUUCAUCGCGUCCUCUCCGCUGGGAUGGCCCGGCGUGUUCCGCUUCUACGGCGUGCUGGCGGCGCUCGUGGGCGCCCUCAUCUGGUACAUGACAGCCGACACGCCGGCCAAACAUCCCAAAAUAACACUUGCCGAAAAAAUGUAUAUCGAAAAUGAUAUAGGCCCUACUGAUGACUCUAGAAAACCAAAGACAGUCCCGUGGAGAAGUAUCUUGACCCACCGCGGCAUGUUGGCCAUCAUCAUCGCUCACAUCGGCCAGACCUGGGGCCAGUUGACUCUGUAUUCAGAGGUGCCCGCAUUCAUGGAUAAAGUCAUGGGAGUCAACAUUAAAGCGAACGGUUUGCUGUCAGCUCUUCCGUUCCUUGUCAUGUGGUUCACCAACUUCUUCUUCAGCUGGGCCGCUGACAAACUGAUCAUCAAGAAGAUCCUCAGUGUGACACACACCAGGAAACUUGCUAAUUCUGUAGGCAGCAUUCUAGCGGCAGUUGGUUUAGUGGUGCUAGCAUUUGUGCCCAAAGAAUUGGUGAUUGUAGAAAGUGUUCUGGUGAUACUUUGCGGGUUCAAAGUCGCGACCCACGUCGGAGUUUACGUGAAUCAUAUCGACAUAUCUCCCAACUUCUCGGGGACCAUGAUGAGUCUCAGCAACUUCAUGUCCAACUUGUGCGGUUCUCUGGCACCUAUAGUGGCCGGUAUGAUCCUUACUGAUGUUACCAGCGAGUUCCUCUGGCGUCAUGUAUUCUUCGUGGCGGCCGGUAUGUACUUCUUUACGAACCUCGUAUACAUCAUUUUGGGCACUGGGGAGCGCGCAGACUGGAAUGACCCGAUACAAGACAAAGCUGCUGAAAUUAUUAAAGAAUGUAGUCCUAUGCUAAAGACAGAGCAAAAGUUAUGAAUUUAAAAUUGUAUGGUUUGUUUAUUUUCACGGCGAUGUACAGAUGACGUGAAAGUGUUAAAGAAUAAAUUAAAAACUGUUAAAUUUU